Messenger RNA from Nicrophorus vespilloides, 415 nucleotides. RefSeq lists its product as uncharacterized. The record is from RefSeq and is a predicted model, not a curated record. Lineage: Eukaryota; Metazoa; Arthropoda; Insecta; Coleoptera; Silphidae. The transcript is spliced from 4 exons. Bases 71 to 358 code for a protein of 95 amino acids.
GCGCAGGAUUUGCAUUUGCUGCAGUCGCAUUUUAGCUCUUGAUCAAAUACAUUCAAUACAGUCAACCACUAUGAAGCUCUUCAAAAAGUUAUCCUUCUUCGCCAUUGUUUGUCUCCUGUGCUUUAAUGUUGUAAUGGGGAUGAGCGAAUACAACUGCGAGAAGACUCUUGAUUGCAACGGGCCAAACAGUCUCUGCAUCAAGAAUCGGUGCAUCUGCAUGAAGAGUCACAAAUGGGAUGAAGAAAACUAUGAAUGCGGCACUGAGUCAACCUACGAACCUCCCCCUCAGAAAACACCGGAACCAGACGAUCGAUCUGUUUUUCUUCAUAGGCUUCAUAACAAUCUCCUCUGGGCAUAGAUUGGAUAACUUCAACAUACUCUUCGUAAACUUUGAUUUAUAAGUAUAUAAAGUAUA